Molecule: messenger RNA, 2947 nt
Organism: Vespa velutina
Lineage: Eukaryota; Metazoa; Arthropoda; Insecta; Hymenoptera; Vespidae
Product: homeobox protein Hox-A1-like
Exons: 2
Coding region: 835-2331 (498 amino acids)
Biological process (GO): regulation of transcription by RNA polymerase II
Cellular component (GO): nucleus
Molecular function (GO): RNA polymerase II cis-regulatory region sequence-specific DNA binding; DNA-binding transcription factor activity, RNA polymerase II-specific
Source: RefSeq, a predicted model, not a curated record
GGGUGUGAGUGAGAGAAAGAAGAAGGAGAAAACUUGGACACAGCAAAACCCUGUGGGUCAGUCUCACCUGCGUGCAAGCUUCGACCUAGCCAGUCCAGUUGAGCGGGCCUCCUCGUUCACAUCGACUCGCGCAUAGUUUCACGACAUAAUUACUAAUCGACUCUUAUUUAUAUUAUUCCUAAUAAUACCAAUUGAACAAAUUCAUCAUUAAAAGUGUUUUGCGUGACUCUUUCAAAGGAAAAUACAUAUUAAUAUAUUUUUUAACUCGAAAAUAUAUCUUAUUGAAUUACAGUGUAACAUCAUGGAAUCAGAAAAAGUCGUGAUAUAGAUAAAAAAAAAAUUUAUUAUCCAAAGUGUUUAAUCUAAUUGAAUGAAUUUUUCUAUAUCGAAUUGAUUACUAAAACUUAUUUGACUAACGUGUCUUGUACGAUAGCGUGCUUAUCGUUCCUGAUCUCAUAUAACUUUAUUAUGUUGACAACGUACUGACAAAAAAAAAAAAACGUCGCGAAGCUAUUGUUUUUAUCAGUUUUAUCGUGAAAAAUUGCUUGGUGGAAAAAUAUUACGAUGUAGUAGUAUAGGAGUGAUAUCGGAUGGACUUGGAAAGUGCUUUAAAUUUAUAAUUAAUCUUCGGUCACGAAGAAAAAAAGCUACGUUCCAUUAAUCAGACUCCUUGAAGUGCUCUUUGAGUGUACUAGUUAAUAACAAUGUAGAGAACAUCUUAGUUCUCUUUCUUCAAAAAUUUUAGAAACUAUUAGUUUCAAUCUAUGUGAACAGUGAAAAACAACGUGGUGGUGGACUGUGAGUCGUUGAUGUAUUCGUUUCAUCGCCAUAAGGAUGAUGAUGAUGGACAUGGGCAUGUACGGGACCUACGGUAAGCCAGAUUCAUAUCCCAACUACGUGUUCGCUGGUCAAGGGAAUCAUCAUCAUCAGGCUUCUACCGUCGGUGGACAUGUGUCUGUACCACCAUCACCCGAUCUUGCACCGAGUCAUUACUACCCUCAGACUGCAGUGGCUCCUUACUCAUCUUCGUCAUCCGAAAGUUUCCUGACUGCUGAGUCUGGUGCUUCGUCGAGUACGCCGCCUCAAAGUUUCUACUCGCCGACGGGAGCUGUACUACACGAGGAUGGUACUACUACGGCGAUCAUUUCGUCGGAGAACGGUCUAAGUUAUACCAAUCUUGAUUAUGCUUCCUCUUCGACGUACUCAGGUCAACAACAACAACAACAACAACAGCCACAAUCACACGCAGGAUCCCAUGGUUCGAACGAACCUCAUCAAAGUUACCAUGUACAGCAAAAUACCUACAGAGAAGAUCAUCAUCAUCAUCAUCACCACCACCACCAUCAUCCACCGAGUCUUCAUCAAACUACUACCUUACAAACCCAUCAAAGAACGGAACUUGAUUUGCACCAGCCAACCUCUAGUCAUCAUCAUCAUCAUCAUCAUCCUCCUCCUCCUCCUCCUCCUCCUCCUCACCUUCGGCAUGAACCCGAAUAUCAGGUACCAGUCGGUGCAACUCCCAAUUACGUUCACCAAUACGAAGAUUCUCUUCACUAUCAUGCUCCGAUCAGACAGAACGAGUUCCCCGGGCAUCCUACAGGACAUUACAAAGAAGAGAAUCGUGAUCCAACCUCUUAUCACGCUCUUCCACAGCCAGGACAACAUUCUCAACAACAGCAACAACAUCCUCAUCCACAACAUCCUCAUCAUCAGCAACAUUCUCAUCAGCACCAACAACAACAACAACAACAACAACAACAACAGCAAGCCCAAGUACCUACUUACAAAUGGAUGCAAGUUAAGAGAAACGUUCCUAAGCCCGUCGCUACAAAGACGACUCACAAUGCUGGAGAUUUUAUCGGUAACACGGUCGGUGGUACAAAUCCAUCGGUUUAUGGAAAUUCAACGAGUGGUACCGUGAACUGUCUUACUGGCGGUCCAUUAGCUGGUAUAACAAGUGGCUUCAACAAUACCGGUCGUACGAACUUCACUAACAAACAACUAACCGAAUUGGAGAAGGAAUUCCAUUUUAACAAGUACUUGACACGCGCGAGACGCAUCGAAAUAGCCUCGGCCCUUCAACUAAACGAGACGCAAGUGAAAAUCUGGUUUCAGAAUAGACGAAUGAAGCAGAAGAAGAGAAUGAAGGAAGGCCUUAUACCGGCCGAUGGUGGAAACGUCACUCAACUAACUGGUGCGAGGAGUAGCAGCAAUUCACCGACGAGCAAUCACCAAACAACAACCAAUCAGGACAAUAUCGCUGGACUUAGUCUAUCCAGUUUUACCAGCGACAAUAGUCGAGAAUCACCGCCUAUAUCGAUCAAAGAUUAAUUCGAUCAUUUAUGAUCUUACGUUUCACGACGAGACGAUGAUUGAAACUAAACUAAGACUCUAAUAAUAGGAAGCAAAAAAUAAUUAUUAAUAUCCAUAUUUUUUUUUUUUUUUUUAAUUAAAAAAAAAUUUUUUCUUCAUUUCAUUAUUUCCAUAAUUGAUAUUAAACUCGAGACAUAACUCUCGCAUUUAAAUAAAACAACAAUGUAUAAAAGUUCGUCUGAAAAUAUUUAUGAUUUAGUUGUUAUUUUAAUUAUUAUCCGAUAUAAGCAAAUUUUCUUACUACUUUGUGUUACAACGUUACCAAUGUAAAUUAUCUUAUUCUGAACGACCUUCGUAACUUUAUUUUUUUUUUUAUUUACAUGAUUACAUGAACUAUCUAAGAAAAAAGUAAUGUCCUGAGAGAGCACUCGUUAGAUUAAAAAAAAAAAAAAAAAAAAGAGAAAAAAAAGGAAAAGAAACAGAAAACGAAAAAAAAUACACCUAGAGAUAAUACAAACCAAUUUAGAUUAUCAGAUUAUCUUUUAAUUAGAUAAUCCUAUUAUCGAUAAAAUAAGCGAAGAUGCAAAUACAAUUGAUAGCAAAAAAAAAAAAAAAAAAAAAAGAAAAAAAGGAA